AUGGGUCAUUGGCAUUUCUUUAAACAUGGUUGUAAUCUCAAUGAUGAAAUAAGUACUCCUAUUGGGAUUUUAAUGGAAGAAUCAGGUGAUGCCAUUGAAAUAUUACUUUUUGGAUUUCGUAUUCAACAUUAUGGUCCUUCCGAUCCAAAGUUUCUUGUAGGUAUACUGAACCAGCUUUAUUUUACAAUAAAUAUACUACUUAGGAUAAUCGAUUCUGUCCGAAGUUUUUCAGAAAUAAAUAGUGCUAGUGAGAAAACUUCUUAUCAAUAUUUCAACUUGAUAGGUCAAAUUAAAUGGAGGUUCUAAAUGACAUUCACAAAGAUCUGUAUAAGUUUUGCACAAGAAGAGAGUCAACAUUUGGAGCGCUUCAAAAUUCGUUUCCAUGUCAUUUUAAUGACUCUUUCAGUAGAU
This is a messenger RNA of Adineta steineri, 411 nucleotides long. NCBI's taxonomy places the organism in Eukaryota, Metazoa, Rotifera, Eurotatoria, Adinetida, Adinetidae. The record is from the annotation of a GenBank genome assembly.